AUGUUUCACACUGGUGCAUCACCACACGAUGAUCGUGACAGCACCACAAAUGAAGCAGGCAGUUAUUUCACGAGGGAGGCAUCCUUUGCCGAGAACAGAGAUGUUCGUUCAGAUACAAGCAGCACUUCGACUGCCACAUUCCGUGGUCUUCAAGGGUUUGACAACAUAGACGCUAGAUUCAGUGAAAGGCCGCCAGCAUAUUAUCAGCCGGGUCGCGUGUUUGCCAUGCUCUGGGAUGAACAAGACAUUGAACCACAGAUGAUGGACAUUAUAGCACCAGGGACAGUGAAUCUCAGCGGAAACAAGGGAAGCUUAGGGAGCCAGACUUCUAGUUCUGUCCACACUAUGGUGGUCGUCCAAGCGCAUAGUGGCUAUUGUGAGUGCAUACAAGUCGACACUUACGGUCAACGAGGGUUGGUCAAGUUCAUUCAUUCUCCCAAAGAUGUCAAUGCGCAUGCGGUGAUUUAUGUGGACGGUACAGCCCCUCACUUGCUAUACAACGAACCCAGUUCGAACAAAAGGCCUAUAGCCAUCAAGAAAACAAAUCCUGAACAGAAUCUCGCCGAGUCCAGCCGCCUUCACUAUACUCGAGUGUACAACGUGCAGUAUACAGCCAAAACCAUCGACAUUGGCUACGUGGGCGAGAGCUUACCCGAUCUUCUCCGAGAUUUCCAGACGGUCAACGGCUUAUCUGGGUAUACACUGCCAAAAGAAGGGAGAAAACUAUCUAGUGGACUGCUAAAAGAAGAAAGAAAACCAUCUGAUGAACUGCCAAAAGAAGAGGGAAAACCGUCCAACAAAAGGAGGAAUCUUGAUAAAGUUACCCCAAUUUUUGUUAUUUGA
Messenger RNA from Fonsecaea nubica, 843 nucleotides. RefSeq lists its product as hypothetical. Lineage: Eukaryota; Fungi; Ascomycota; Eurotiomycetes; Chaetothyriales; Herpotrichiellaceae. The transcript is spliced from 2 exons. The coding region runs from base 1 to 843 and encodes 280 amino acids. The record is from RefSeq and is a predicted model, not a curated record.